CGAUGGUCGGUAACUGGUACUUCCGACUAUGGAUGGAGUAUAAAAUGGCCAGUACUUUCCAGCAGGAGCACAAUCUUCUUACAUUCUCUAGUUCUUACCAGAACCUCCUCACCAAAUAAAACAAGAUGUACCGCUUCGUAUCCGUACUUCUUUUGGCUGCUGCCUGCACUGCAACUCCAACUGGCUAUUUGGGACAUGCCGUAGUUGGCCCAGCUGUCAAGGGACACGCUUAUUCCACCCAGAUCCACCAUGGUGCCUCUGUAGUCCAUGCACCUCUGGCUCACCAUGCCGCCGUCGUGGCACCAGUCCAUCACGCCGCUGUUGUCGCCCCAGUCCACCACGCCGCUGUUGUCGCCCCAGUCCACCAUGCUGUACCAGCAGCCGUUGCUUAUUCUUCCAAGAUUAACCACGUAGCUGCUGCCCACCAUGCCGUUCCAGUCGCCCAUGUUGGUGCCAUCCACCAUGCUGCUCCUCUUGCUCAUGUUGGAGCCAUCCACCAUGCUGCUCCUCUUGCCCAUGUUGGUGCCAUCCACCAUGCUGCUCCCCUCGCCCAUGCUGCUGCAGUCCAUCAUUCCUCCGUGACCCACCAUGCUGCUCCUUUGGUUCAUCAUGCUCCAAUUGCCACCCACUACUCCUCCAAGAUCAGCCAUGUUGCCCCAGCACAUGUUGCCAUCCCCGCUCACCAUCAUGCCGUCAACUACAAAGGCCAUGCUCUCCUCUAAACUGUUUUCUUAACUUAAUUCUUCGGUAAAUAGUCAUACUCGUUCAAAGACAAAGAAAAAAUAUAAAAAAAUGGACUUGGUGUAUUGCUUUGGGAGAAAUACCUAGAGAAAUGUAAGAUGGUUGUGGACCGUGUGAGAAAGUACAAUUUUCACAUUGUUUGUUUGUUAAUAAAGUCCUUAAUUUAUCAAAUAAUACCAGUUUCU
This is a messenger RNA of Uloborus diversus, 926 nucleotides long. RefSeq names its product histidine-rich protein PFHRP-II-like. The coding region runs from base 126 to 722 and encodes 198 amino acids. The record is from RefSeq and is a predicted model, not a curated record. NCBI's taxonomy places the organism in Eukaryota, Metazoa, Arthropoda, Arachnida, Araneae, Uloboridae. The transcript is spliced from 2 exons.